Molecule: messenger RNA, 1784 nt
Organism: Lotus japonicus
Lineage: Eukaryota; Viridiplantae; Streptophyta; Magnoliopsida; Fabales; Fabaceae
Product: COP9 signalosome complex subunit 3
Exons: 11
Coding region: 86-1363 (425 amino acids)
Biological process (GO): ubiquitin-dependent protein catabolic process
Cellular component (GO): COP9 signalosome
Source: RefSeq, a predicted model, not a curated record
CCACCGUUCACUUCAUUGAGUUCGAAUCGACUGAACCACCGAGUCACACAGCUCAGUCACCGUGAAGCGCAAAGUGAACCGAGUCAUGGACCCACUGGAAGCGCUCGCCGCCCAAAUCCAAGGGCUCUCGAGCACCUCCGGCGACAUCGCUCGCCUCCACAUCAUCCUCAAGCAGGCCGAUGACUCGCUCCGCUCCGAGUCAACUCGGUUGUCUCCCCUCUUCUCCCAACUCCACCCUUCCCACCAUACCCUUGGGUUUCUCUAUGUCCUAGAAGCAUUCACCUCAAAUUCAAUUUCAAAGGAGCAAGCUGAGACUGUGAUUCCAGUUAUUACCGGGUUCGUUGCUGCUUGCAGCGUUGAGCAAAUUCGAUUGGCACCAGAAAAAUUUAUAUUGGUUUGUAAGAGGCUGAAGGAUCUGGUGAUGCUGCUUGAAGCUCCCAUUAGAGGGGUUGGUCCUUUGCUCACUGCUGUUAGGAAGCUUCAGCUCUCACCUGCACACUUGACUCCUUUGCAUUCUGAGUUUCUUCAGCUUUGCUUGUUGGCAAAGUGCUAUAAAACUGGCUUCUCCAUAUUGGAGGAUGGUGUUUCUGAGAUUGAACAACCAAGAGAUGUUUUUCUCUACUGUUAUUAUGGGGGUAUGAUAUGCGUUGGACUGAAGCGCUUUCGCAAGGCAUUGGACCUUCUACAUAAUGUUGUAACUGCUCCAAUGACUUGUAUGAAUGCUAUAGCUGUUGAAGCUUACAAAAAGUAUAUAUUGGUUUCUCUUAUUCAUCAUGGACAGUCACAGUUAGCUUCAAGUCUUCCGAAGUAUACCUCUUCAGUUGCUCAAAGGAACCUAAAGCACUUUUGUCAGCCGUACAUUGAAUUGGCAACUACUUAUGGCACAGCAAAGAUUGCAGAACUAGAAGCUUAUGUCAACACAAACACAGAGACGUUUGUAAAUGACAACAAUCUUGGACUGGUUAACCAGGUUGUAUCAUCCAUGUAUAAACGGAAUAUUCAAAGAUUGACCCAAACAUACUUGACCCUUUCUCUCCAAGAUAUAGCCAGCACAGUGCAGUUAAAUACCUCCAAGGAAGCAGAAAUGCAUGUGCUACAAAUGAUUCAGGAUGGUGAGAUACAUGCGACAAUCAACCAGAGGGAUGGAAUGGUGAGAUUCUUAGAGGAUCCUGAACAGUAUAAAACGUGUGAGAUGAUUGAGCAUAUUGAUUCAUCAAUCCAGAGGAUUAUGGAACUAUCGAGGAAACUAAGUACAAUGGAUGAACAAAUUUCAUGUGAUCAGCUGUACCUGUCUAAGGCUGGGAGAGAGCGGCCGAGAUAUGAUUCUGAUGAUUUUGAUGUUCCAGCAAAAUUCAACAUUUAAGGCAAGGGCAUCUGUUCAUAGAUGAAUUCAUGAUGUGAAUGAUGCAAUUUGAAAAGGUCCAUUGGCCUUUUCCCUCUUUUCUUUCACCGGUGCAAAUGGGUGUGGAUUUGUUUUGCUCAAGGAAAGAGUUCAUCUAUGAUUCAAAGCCAUGUUUAGUCAUGGAUUAGCAAGGAGACCGUUGAACAUUUACAUAACUAUUGACUUUUGUUUUACUGCAUGCAUUAUGGAUGCUCUGGCGGCAGCAUUGUGCAGGAAUCAGUAGAGGUUUCUGAAGUAAAAUAGCUCCCUUUUUAGUUUAUAUAGAAACAAAUAGAGUUUUGUUAUUCUACUAACUCCUUUUUGCUAAUUAGGGGGCACAUCAGGGGAAUAUUUGCUAUGGUUACUUCAAUUAAAAUUUUCCAAACAAAAUUAUAUUCUAUGA